Molecule: messenger RNA, 3641 nt
Organism: Paramisgurnus dabryanus
Lineage: Eukaryota; Metazoa; Chordata; Actinopteri; Cypriniformes; Cobitidae
Gene: elmo3
Product: engulfment and cell motility 3
Biological process (GO): cell motility; actin filament organization
Source: RefSeq, a predicted model, not a curated record
CCUAGUGCCAAGCUACAAGUCGCACGUGUCUUUUUGUGGUGUUUGAUCUGUAUCGACCGACUUAUUGUUUUUUUUUUCUAUACACAUUAACAGAAACCCUAACAGAGAUGAUGUUGGACUGUAGACAUUCAACUUUCAAUAUGCCACAGCAAAAGGACAUCGUUAAGAUCGCCAUUCAGAUGCCGGGCGCGUACCCGCAGCUCAUUCAGCUAGACCAGAAAAAGCCCCUCACUGCAGUUAUAAAAGAGGUUUGCGACAAGUGGAAUCUUGCCGGCCCUGACAACUUCGCUCUUCAAUAUGCAGAUGGAGUCCAGACCUACAUCACAGAGUCGAAUCGUCUUGACAUCAAAAAUGGCAGCAUUCUCCGUUUGACUAAAGCACCGGGUCGCUGUGCUGAAGAUCUGUAUAAAGGCAUACAGAGUUCAGAUUCUGGCGUGCGCUGCGACUCUCUAAAGACGCUGGCAUCCGUAUCCACUGACAUCACAUUUGCGCAGGAGUUCAUCAGCCGCGAUGGACACUCUCUGCUAGUAAAGAUAGUGGAGGAUGCCCACGAAGCUCCUCAGAUCAUGACACAUACUCUCACUGCUUUCAUGGAACUGAUGGAUCAUGGGAUUGUGUCCUGGGAGAAUCUCUCCAGUAUCUUCAUUAUAAAGAUUGCCAGUUUUGUAAAUGCAAAAGCAUUUGACACGUCCAUCCAGCAGGUGUCCCUGGCUAUCCUGGAGAGCAUGGUGCUCAGCAGCAACAGUCUGUUCAGUCAGGUCCGACAGGAGAUCACUUUGGAGAGACUCAUUUCUCAUCUGCAGGUAACAAAUCAACAGCUGCAAACCAAGGCCAUGGCUCUGCUGAUGGCCAUGUUACAGGCUGCUGGAGAAGCAGACAGACAGGAGCUCUUUGAAUUUCUUGAGAAGAAGCUCCUGCGACAGUAUAUUUACAAGAACAUUAUUCACAGCUCAAGUUCAAUGGGUGAUGAGAUGGCCCACUACCUUUAUGUACUACAGACUGUUCGUCUUAAUCACCUAGAGCACCGUAUGAGGACGCCACUCGAUUCCUACAGCCAGGAACAGAGGGAAAUGCUUCAUGGGUUGCGCCAGGCAGCUUUCGAGACCGAAAGCGAGAGCAACUUGAGCAACGAGAGGCGACGCUCGCUUUGCGCUAAAGAGUUUAAGAAGCUUGGAUUCUCUAAUAACAGUAAUCCUGGUCAGGACCUGAGCCGCUGUCCUCCGGGUCUCCUGGCGUUGGACACAAUGGCGUAUUUUGCCUCUCGUUACCCGGACGCAUACAGCCGGUUCGUGUUGGAGAACAGCAGCAGAGAAGACAAACAUGAGUGUCCGUUUGCUCGCAGCAGCAUCCAGCUCACCCUGAUCCUGUGUGAGAUCUUGCGCAUCGGUGAACCACCUUCUGAGACUGGGUCAGACUAUCAUCCCAUCUUCUUCGCUCAGGACCGACUGCUGGAGGAACUUUUCUGCAUCUGCAUGCAGCUCCUCAACAAGACGUGGAAAGAGAUGAGAGCCACACAGGAGGACUUUGAUAAGGUGAUGCAGGUUGUCCGUGAGCAGAUCACAAGGACGCUGUCCAGCAAGCCCACAUCUCUAGAGCUUUUUAAGAACAAGGUGAAUGCUCUGAACUACAGCGAGAUCCUCAAACUCAGACAGACAGAGAGGCUGCACCAGGAGGAGACCCUCGCCCCACCUGUGGUUGAGCUAAAGGAGCGUUUAAAGCCAGAACUCCUAGAGCUCAUCAGACAGCAGAGACUGAACCGACUGUGUCAUGGGACCCUCUUUCGGAAGAUCAGCAGCCGAAGGAGGCAAGACAAGCUGUGGUAUUGUCGAUUAUCCCCCAAUCACAAAGUCCUGCAUUAUGGAGAUGUGGAAGAGAAUGCCGAGAUGCCCUCCAUCGAAGCCCUUCAGGAAAAGAUUCCUGUCGCUGACAUCAAAAAUGUUCUGACUGGGAAAGACUGUCCUCACAUGAAGGAAAACAAAGGAAAACAAACCAAGGAGGUGUUGGACUUGGCCUUCAGCAUUACAUAUGAUGUUGAGGAGUAUAGCUUAAACUUCAUUGCCUCUUCCAGAACAGAUUUCUGUCUGUGGACGGACGGACUCAAUGUGCUGCUUGGUAAAGAGAUGAGCAGCGAGAGCAUGCGCAGCGAACUGGACAUUCUCCUUUCAAUGGAAAUCAAGCUCCGCCUCCUGGAUCUGGAAAACGUGCCUAUACCGGACACCGCCCCACCCAUUCCCAAACCGCCCAGCAACUUUAACUUCUGCUACGACUUCAGCCAGACCGAACAGUAAUACGUAGGUGGAUCGUAAAUGUGAGAUCUUGACUGUUUCCAAGAUGGGAAACAACUUGAUGCUGACAGUGGCCACUUGGUGGCGUCAAAGAUGGGAUGUUUGAAGAUUGGGAGCGAAAAUACAUUGUUAUUGUUUCAGAUAGAGCACCUUGAACAAUCAUAGUGAGAUGGCAGAACGUUUGAUGGUGUCUGCGGUGAAUACGACUGAUUUGCAUUAAAUGUGCCUUUUCUGUCAACACAUUUUUUUAAAUGACUCAUUUAGCUUCUACCAAACGUUUUGAAAUCGUACUAAAACAUGCUAAAUGACACUGAGCAGCUUGUUGCAUCUGUACUACAAGAAUUGGUGAUUAUGUGACUGAUUUGCUUCGUAAAGACCGAUGAUUCAGAAUGAUUCAUUCUCAAAAGGUACAAUGGCAGAAUUAAUAUCACGGUUGAUGCAUCCGUUUUUUGUUUAAUUAUAUAUGUCAUUUCACAGUGUGCAAGGUACAUCUAUACUUCUGCAGUUACGCACAAAAUUAACGAUUUUUGUUUGUAAGAUUUGAAGCAUGCGCUGUAUAUUUAUCUAAUAUUUUUUCAUAGGCAAUCGUCUAUUUGAAUCACUCGAUUGGUACACACAAGGUAAAAGUGUGAUGAGAUGUUCAGAGAGUUGCUUUUGAUAAAGUUUGUACUAAAACUGAGUUUUGUUUGGAUCUCUAAUAUCUUGCAUGUUGUUAUAGAGGAGUAGUUUGAUCAAGUGUGGUUUGAAGACACAGCAUGAAUAUAUUGGUUUGUUACUUAUACUUAAAACUGAAUGCAUUGAGAUGUAAACUGAGAAAAUCAUUUAUUUGAUUUUUGGUCAAACUACUCGUCUUUUUUUUUAUUAUUGUAGAAUUUGGCGUAUUUUGUAGAGAUGGUGUGCAAUGAUUUCUCAAUUUUAAAAGAUUGAAUGCCAUUUCAUCAAGAUUUCAUCCACUGACUAUUUUGGUAACAUUUUGAACUGAUGGUAGUGGCUUUAAUACCACUUAACAAGCACUUCUUAUUAUGUCGACACAUAAUGCCUCGUUUCAAACUCAAUUAUGAUUUAAAGGUGUUGUGGUUGCUCAUAAACAUUUGCAUAACACAAUAAUGGAGAUGAUAAACUUUUUUGUGUUUUUGAAAAACCUGUGCCAUAAUCCAGUUGUGGUAGUCACAAAUGCAUUUCAUCUAAUAAAAAUAAGAUCCAUGUACUGUAUUUGUUAUACUGUAUAUAGCUUUAUAUGUUUAACAUCUAUUCUGUAACAAUAUCAAUGCAACCACUUUACCACCUGACAUGGUACGUGAUAUUAGUGAGAUUUUGUUUUCCUUUGUAUGGAAUUAAAAAUAUAUUAUUGUUAUA